Molecule: messenger RNA, 6581 nt
Organism: Amoebophrya sp. A120
Lineage: Eukaryota; Dinophyceae; Syndiniales; Amoebophryaceae
Source: the annotation of a GenBank genome assembly
UUUGCCUCAGAAGUGCAUUGCUCCACUGUUCGUGUGCACCGCGCCCUGCUGCAUUUGUCGUACUUAAGUUUUUGGCAUUAAGAAUGAGAAGUGUAAGUUUGCAUAAUGUGUGAUCACCUGCUACAGCUACAUUUUGAUUUUGGUUCAUCUUCCUAGUCCGCAGAAUAACGAUGGAGGGCCUACAACUUUUUGGUUCGUGGGCGCGCGUUUUCUCUGACGAGGACGGGAUGAGCACCCCCUCCCCCAGCGAUCUCGCAGGAAGUCCGACGGCCUGUACUUUUGGAAAGUUUUUGGACGAACUGUGUCUUUCCAACAUCGACCACAACCCUUGGGGCUUGGCCUUCGAACUGUGCUUGUUUCUCUACGCCUUUGGUGGCUUGGCCAUCGCCGCCGACCACUUGUGCAAUGCCAUGGAAACACUCUGCGACCACCUAAAAGUGCGUGAAGACGUCGCGGGAGCGACGUUCAUGGCUUUGGGUGGGAGCAUCCCGGAGAUUUGUGUAAGACGCGUACUAACUACUUCUUGUGCAUUUAUUGAGUUAUUGAGAGUACAUUUUGUACUGAUGGGCGUUAGCGUUACUAAUACCAGACGAGCUUGCUGUGCUUCCUUCGGACUCCUUCAUCCUAUUUUUGGAAGAUCAAAUUUUUUGAUGUUUUUGUCUUCGAGUAUUUGUAUUCUUUUGGCUUCCGCAGCGCACUUAACAACAAGUGCUGUGCAUUUCCAUUUUCAUUUUCUUCUCCAACAGACAGACACAGAGUGCUGGACUUGGUCACGACGUAUCGCACAGGGGGGCAGGCUGCGGGCGGCGCACAUCAGCAUGCGCAGCUAACCCGGACGAACCUGACGUCGUUGCUUUUUGCUGAUGACACGACGUUUAUGGCGGAGAUGGCAAAGCAGGACGCCCGAGCACUAGAGCAAAAGGACAAACACAAUCGCGAGCAAGAUUCACCGUUGCCGCCCGUCGACAUGGAAAUAAUGGAGACAUUCGCACAGGCGCUUGCGGAGACUGGGAUGCGGGAGAACAAGUCGAAACGCAUACAGGGCGACGUCACGAGGUUGGUGGCAAAAAAUUUGGGUGUAUGGACCUGCCCGGAGCGUGACAUUAGCGAGAAAAUAAAGAAGGCGUGGGCGGCAUAUUUCGCGCUUUCGGCGAAACUUGCGGGGGUCGGCGGGCUGAGCAACGCACGGCGGGGGGAACUGGUGCUGACACUCCUUCGGACGAUCUUGUGCUACGGACUUCAGUGCAGAGCUGUGACUGUGGCUGAGCUGAAAAAGUUGGAAACGGAGGAAAUAAAGUUUUGCUGCCGGCUGUUGGGCCUCCCGUGGUGGACGAAGAAGGCGGAGCGGAUCAGUAACGCUGAAGUUCGGCGAAGAUUACAAAUACCACCACUAGCCACUCACCUCCGAUUCCUGCAGCUGCGUUAUUUUGGCCAUGUCAUGCGGAAGCCGAAAAAUGAUCUGACGCGCAGAACUUUAGUGGGCCAGUUUCUACCCACGCUACGCAUGCAACCAAGCCAACAACAGCCGGACUUCCGCCCCCGGCACUAUCUUCGCAGCGAUGGAAACAUCAAGGAGUUGGAUCCGAAGACCAGGCAAAUUCCGUCUUUUGUCGAAGAUUGCGUGGAGUAUUUGCGCAAGGAGUGUGGAGUUGGUGGUGAAGCACUAGACAAGCUGGUGAUGUCUCCAGAAGAAUGCGCUGCCCUACGCCCAGACCUGCAGGGCACAAAUUCCUUGUAUCACAAAAACAAGAGAAUUUUUUACGUGUUAACCCGUGCUGCAUUCGUUCGUGAGUGUGUUGACGACUGGACACACUCGGAAAAGAAUCAGGAGCGGAGAGAGGAGCUGCGGGAGGAGUACCUGGACAAGCUAGCAAUUAAAUACUUUGGCUCAAGUAGCGGAGAAAAAAGAACAAGGGCGCAGAUCAAGCGGGACGCGGUAGCAAGCGGGCUGGAUCCAGCGGUGGACACCAUAGCGGCACUAGACGACUACAAGAGGCCACCGACCGAGCUGAUGCCCGAAGUAUUUACGCAGAAACGAUGUCUAUGGUGCCCUGCGGACGCCCCUUGUUUUGAGGAGCCCAGUGACAUUACAGUUGACUUGGAGAGCCUUCGCCUCCCAGAAGCACUCGCGGCCCACUGUAGAAACAGCCACUCGAUGCCAGCGCCCGACCUCCAGUGCAAGGCAGCGCUGAUCGAGAGAAACGAAGAGGACGAUGAGGAGCGAGCCAAAACCAUCCGGGCAGAUAUCAUCGCGCGGCACCCUGGUAUUCUCAAGGAGAAAGCAAGAAAAGGUCGACCACCGGCAGGGCGGAGGCGUGCAGGGCCGGUGCCGCAAAUAACCUGUGAAAUUUGUCGCGAGCACUUUACAUCAAGCGCCGGCGCGAUGGAGCUUCAUGCUAUGGCACACGCUCGGGGGGACUAUGUCAAGUAUGGUCAAAUUUGGCGAUAUGAUCAAAAUGGGGAACGUAUCAAAACAAGCGAGUUCGUACCGAGCGAGCACAUAUGGGACAGCAACCAGGGGCGAUACUUCAUGGGCUCCAACGCCUACGUAACGCGGUGCCACGUUCCUGAAGAUGCAUGCUACACGACGCGGGGCGGCAAGUUCGGAAUCAAAUGCCGGAAAUGUGGCGCGUUCAAGAAGCAGCUACAAGAGGACGACCAGGACGCUAUGACCGAAUUCACCCGCUCGAUGAUGAAGCAGGUGGACGACAUGCAGAAGCACGAGGCGAGCUGCAAAGGGAAAAAAGCCGCAAUGCCACCGGAGCAGGCAGAUGCGGAUGAUCUGGCUGAAUAGUCAGAGCGCAGUCUAUAAAACAAAAAAUUAGUUAUAUAGACUCUUAUAACUCCGUAGUUGAGUAAACCUACCUACCUACCUCCAAGUCCAAACGUUAUACGCAAACCAAAAUUAAUACAGAUCAAUGUGAUCGUCUCUGUGAAGGCAGCAGUGGCACAUCACCACACCACAACCUCUACCAAACCUUCGCACCAGAACAACUCCUGGGAGGUCCUCGCAGCACACCGACCGAACCAGGUGGCUUUGGGUAUCGGCGCCAUACUGGGUUCCGGGUUGAUUGCCUUCUGCAUCAUUCCGGCCUGCUGCGUGCUUUUCAGCAGUAGUGAGACGAAGUCUCUGUCGCUGAACCGGCGGCCCUUCCUGCGGGACGUCAGCGCGUACCUGGUUUCUCUCGGAAUCUUGUAUUGGCUACUCGCAUCCGUUCCCGUCGAUAAUUCGGAGAUACUGGAUCAGCUUGCCUCGGCAGCAGGAGAAGUACACGUACAACUACCUCUACCCGGCGAAAUCAAUACAACCGGAACGAACGCUGGCUUGGAAGGACAAGACAACUCUCGUAGACCAGACGGGGCGAAGAUCUUUGUAAAUGACGAGGAUGCAGCGAGCACGAGCAGCAGCAGCAUUUUGUCGCCGUUGAAAGGCCCAGCAGCACUGUUCCUGAUGAUAGCGAGUGAACUCUUCAUCGGUGAAAAAGGCGAAAUCACGACUGGUGCCGCGUGUCUGUUUCUCGGUUGGUAUUUCGUGUACUUCAUUGCCGUCGUCUUCGGUCGCAACGCGCGGGGCCAGCUGCGUUCCCUGCGAGGCCGGCGACCCCUGAUUGAGCGGGACAUCUCGCAGUUCCGCGAGCGAGCCAUCGAGUCGCGGUCGAACAUAUCAAAAUGAAAAAUCCCCCCUCGUCCCCAUAUCAAAACGGAAAUUUGUGAUGCUGAUUUGUGGCCACAGAUCAGCUUUGUAUUGCAGAGAGGCAUGGCGGCCAGAUCCCCAGGCUAGGUAGGGGCGUAUGGGUCUAGUUGUUCAGCAUGGCAAACGGCUCCCCUUGAGGCUCAACAGCAUGACAAAUCGCUUCCAUAAUGAGGCGGAAGCUUCUGCCCUUGUCUUCUUGCAAGACAGACGUGAUUUGUGACCGACGUGUUGGGGGUGAGGGACCCCCAACGGGGCCUACGGAUAUUAGGUGGAACUAAGGCUCAAAUCCGCAACGCAAAUUUUUGGAAACAUACCUUUUCAAUAUGGGGAGGGGGGGCGUUUCCUCUCAAUAGAACAUGCAGCUGAGCGACCCCAGUUCGGCCUCUCGCGCAGAGCACCCGUGUCUGCAAGGUGAAACACCGUCGCCAGAAGAUGAAAACGCUGGCACGGUCGGAGCAGGAGCGGGCAUACAGAUAGACGGGGCAUCCUCGUCGCCGAUGAACGCCAACAUCUCCUCCUCUCCGUCAAACAAUAAACGACGGAAGUUGCCCACCGGCAGCCCCGCACGUGUCACGUUCCACGAGGGCCCGCUUUCGGAAGAAGAGGAAGCAAGCGCUGCCACUAGCAGUGCAAAAAAACGAGAAACUACGCAGCAAGCACAAGUGAGUACCUACGGGGACGCGGAAGAUGCGUCGCCACCCGGGUCCUCGUCGCCUUCGGGGCUGAAAGCUCUGGGACGAGGUGGUGGUCGCGAGACGCGGAAUUUGUCUUCCACGUCAAUUGACGCAUCUCGUGCGCGGCUCACGUUUGACAGUAGUCCGCGGAAGACGGAUGUGGUUAGUGCUCCGGCCUCCCCGCCGAACGACCAGGGGGUGAUAGCGGACUAUAGAAAGACCAUUGCAAUGUCAAACGUAACAGGCAACGGCUCGCCUUCUGUAGUUGCGGGCAGAAGUAGAGAUUCAGCGUCAGCAAGUGAUGAAAUAAUUGGAUUGACGUUCCGGGGAGCGGUUGCUAGCACUGCAACGUCAACCGCUAGCAUGCUCAUCGUUGACGAAACGGGGGCAAAAACACGAGCAACUACAGCCGUGGCGCAGCAUAGAAGCACAGAGGGAGAACAAGAAACACAGGGCGUGCUUGCUGUUCCUGAUCCACCUACGUCUGAACCCACGACUACCGAUCAGGAGUCCAUCACGAGCAGUGGCGCGACUUCGAAAUCGUCAGAAGAGUCGGGAGAGCAAGUGCAACGGACGAGUCUUGCCGCGGAAUCCCCCUCGAAAGCAACUUCUGCACGAGGCUUUCUAGUCGGUGCGCUACCAGUCAAGACAAGCGAUCAAGUCGACGUUCUCGUGCACGUCGACGGAGGUGGUUCAUCCACCACGGCGGGAGCACGUGCAAGAGCAGGUUCUACUCUACCGGUCACGACCGCGGUCGGAGGUACUACUGCCGGCAUCGAUGCUGAUUCUGAGCGCCGGCGCCCCAGCGGUGAUGCUGGCGAUCUUCAUUCCACCGAUUCAACGCUUGCAACCCGGCCACUCAGCCUGUACCGGCGAACGACCAUCCUUUUAACCUCCUGCAACUGUUUCUCGCCGUCCGACUGGGGUGAGGUUCUGUGGGCGCCGGUCGCGAAGUAUGGAUUGUAAAAGUGUCUGGGCCUGGAAAGUUAGAACUUGUAAUGCUAGCUUUCCAUACCUAGAAAAUCUGUAUCGCAUAACCAACAAAAGUCGCAGCCUCUUUUGUCAUGCAAAAACGCAGUUUCUCAUGCGGAUUGCCUAUGAGAAAGCGUUUUGGGAAGUUGUCAUGCCGGACUGCGUUCGGAAGUGUUUUCAUCAUGCACAUUUUAGCAUCACAAGUUUCCAGACCCAGACAUUUUUACAAUCCAUACGAAGCUGUCCGACGCGAUGUGCCCGGACUGCCGCAUUCUCGAGCCGGCGGAGCACCUGUGGCCCGUGACGUUUCUCUCCGCCCUCGUGCUCAUCGCAAUCUGGUCGGCGGUGGUGACGAACGUCGUUGGCCGGUGGGUCACACUGUUGCACGGGGACGAACGCACCCUGUCCUACCUGGGCAUGGUGCUGGUGGCCUUUGGAGCGGAGGUGCCGGACUGCGUCCAGUCUGUGCAAGCGGCACGCCGGGGUUUGGGCUCCAUGGCGAUUGCCUCCUGCCUCGGCGCGCAGACGCUCAACAUCUGCAUCGGCUUGGGCCUGCCGUGGGCGAUGGUGGCACUGGCCGGCAAGCCCAUCAAGCUCAUUACAACUGGGGGCGGGAGCUACACUGAAGUUGAUCUAGAUCACGGGUUUGUUCUUGAAGAAGAUGAUGAGCUGCAGCAGGGCAGGAUUUUACCGCCGGUGAACCCGGAGUUGGCAGGGAUUGUGUCGUGUCUGGGCUGUGUGGCGUGCGCCGUCGGUGUCGUCGUCGUCUUGACGGUUUUCCCGGUUAUUUGCGGCUCCGCAGCAAAAGUCAAGCUCUACCGGUGGCACGCGGGCGUCACCAUGACUAUGUAUCUGAGCAUUUGCAUCCUGCUUGGAAUUUGGACUUUUUCCGCGCAACCACCAGCCAGCUUUCUCUACUGGGGAACAAGCGACGACGACUCGGGGAGCAGUACAACUACAACAUUGCAGCCAAUUGUUCCAGGUGCAGCUGCUCUCCGCGACGGGUAUAAUGCGCAAGUAGAAGCCUCGUGAAAGGAUGAUCUCGAAGAUGUGCGAAAAGUGCAGUGCUGGAGGACGUAGGCGAGGACCAUAUCAGCGAUUUCUCGCUUUAUUGUUGACCCGCCCGAAAGCGAAAUCAAAGCUGCGAAGAAAUUACCGACCAUUACCCGUAUGAUAUAUGGCGUUGUUUUGUUCACUCGUACCCGUUGUAGUUGGAGUUAGCCUUUAUUCUUCAUGUUCAG